GAUCACUUCGGCUAGCGGGCUAGAGGUUACCAGGCUAGCUAGCUGUCACUUUAGCCACACUGCCUUUCGGUGUAAUUGUAUACCCCCUGUUUUCCAGUAAAACCUUAUGUGAACCUGAUGAUGGAUUUAUACUCGUGUUGAAUGACCACUUAGCGAGAGUGGAAGAGGUUGAGGGGGAUACGAGGCAGUGUUGUGGGCAACAACAAGGAAGCGAGUGGAAAUGGGCGUGUAGCUGCAUAGUCCGGCCGUUCCCAACCAGGUCGGCUUGUGUCUGCCAGGAAAGAUGUGCAAUGGAAUGGUUGCGUCAAUAUCAGACGCCUAUUGGCCCUGCACUUCUGGCAACAUACGACCCUUCUCCCUGCUUGUUGUUCUCGCAGUGUUGUCGACUGGACAUGGCUUAGGAUGCGUGAGGCCCUACAUGGUGCCGAACAGCUGGGUCAACCUAACGGAGAGCAACCGGGGUUCCCUCCCCGCAGGGACCGUGCUCCAGUACAGCUGUGACCCCGGCUACGUGGCGGACGGGCCGAGCACCCUCACCUGCACCCCGCUGGGACACUGGUCGGCGGAGCCGCCGCGAUGCGUCCACAGUGGCCUGUGUCGGACUCCCUUUGAGCCGGCGAACGGCGGCUACACCUGCCACCCGUCGCCCUGCCGCCGGUUCUCCGACGGAACCGUCAUCGAGUUCUUCUGCGACCAGGGCUUCCUCCUCAAGGGGGACUACAAAUACGUCACCUGCCAGGAGGGACAGUGGGACGCGUCGACGCAGGUCAGCUGCGUCAGCCAAGUGUGUGUGAGGCCGGUCAUGGUGCAGCACGGCUCCACCAACCUGAGCGAGAGCAACCGGGGCUCCUUCCCCGUGGGCACGGUGCUGCAGUACAGCUGUGACUCGGGCUUCCUGGUGGAGGGAGCCAGCCUGCUCACCUGCAGCCCGCUGGGCCGCUGGUCGUCGGAGCCGCCCCGCUGCAUCCGGAGUGACGGGUCCCAGAGUAAGAGUCUCUCUAAUGAGGAAUCUGUCGAUCCGCGAACAGUGUGCCUCCCCCCGUACGAGCCGGAGAACGGGGGCUACACCUGCCACCCCGCGCCCUGCCGCAGCCUCUCCCACGCCACGGUCAUCGAGUACUUCUGCGCCGAGGGCUUCAUCCUCAAGGGGGACUACAAGUACCUGACCUGCCUGAACGGGGAGUGGGACGACCCCAUGCAGAUCAGCUGCCUGAUGGAUGGAGACCGCGAUCCAAAGCUGCCACUGGGGAUGCCCACGCUGUCCAUCGUGGCGUCUACGGCGAGCUCUGUGGCUCUGGUCCUACUGCUGGUGGUGCUGUUUGUGCUGCUGCAGCCUAGGCUCAAGUCCUUCCACCGCCGGGAUCAGGGAGUGACCGGGCAGCCCGUGUCCAUCAUGGUGGAGGGCGUCCAGGUGACCCUGCCCUCCUACGAGGAGGCGGUGAACGGCGGGGGGCCCCCCACCCCGGGUCCCGAGUCCCGGGUGCAGAUCGUGCUGUCGGAGGGCGAGCAGAGUCCGGAGGCGGGCCCCUCCAGACCCUCGUCCCACCAGCACUCGGAGAUGGCGGUGGUCCACACUUUACCGCCCUCCUUCUCCUCCUCCUCCUGCUCCUCCUCCACGCCGUCCCCCUCAUCGUCCUGCUGGGCCCUGGAGCACCACGCAGGGGCCGCCGGCGCGGCCCCCUCCCACCAUAACAAGCCCCCCACCAGCAGGGAUCAACACAGCCUGUCCCUGGUGGACUCAGAUAUGGACUUCUCCGAUGAUAUGCCUUUGUUGAAGGAGGCCUGAGACUGACCGACCGGACGCAGUGCCCGAACACAUCAGAGACUGCAUGGUGCCGUUGCUGCUUCUUCCCCACACUGUGGCGUUGAGCAAGACGACGGCAGCUGUCAACACAGAAGACCCCCCCCCCCCCCAUCUGACCGCCCGACGCACCGGUUCAAACAGGCUGCUUGACUCUCAGAAUCCCCCCCCGCACCCCUAGAGGGAUGGGAUUCCACAUUGUACAUACGUAAAUGCUUCAACAUUUUAUAGGAAUCCUUGCGUGUACUUAAUGUCUGACUCAAAUGCAUAAGUUUGAUCUUUUGGUCAAUUCGGCUUAGCUUGCGAUUUAGGCGCAAAAAAAAAAGAGAGAAAGCCCCAUGAGGGAGCAGCAAGGUAUGUAUUUAGAGAGGGAUCCAUCUCAUCACUAUGUCUUGCCCAAUGUACGUUGUUAACCUGGGGGUUAACACACUACACGUGCACCAGGAAUGAUGCAUGAAGGCCUGCCAAGCCAACCCCGGGACUGUCAUACCCAAGCACACAUUCUUUUAAUCUUUUUAUUUUUCCCCUCCAUUAUGUCCAGAGUCACAGGACUCUGAAGACUGUGAGAUGCGCGUAGACUGGAUUUAACCAUCUAGUGAGUCGUCUGGUCCUUUAGCCCAGAAGAGCUGGGGCCCUAGGACUUCUCUACCGUUUACAUUCAUACCCCUUCCAAUGGCCUUAGCUUUUCACUUCUAUGCACAAGCAUCUGUAAGAAAAGGAAUUCACUGGAAUUGAAUGAUGUUUUCAUAAUGAAUGUGAAUUGACGUCGACGCCUUUCGUGAUCGUUUUGUGUAGCUUUAACACACCUCGCCCCUGAAAAAUGUCCAAACUUAAUUUAUUCUGGUUGCUUGCAAAGGCUGCUCUCGCUGAGUCUUGGUUAUGGGGUUAGUAUUGAGUGUUUAUGUCCAGAUUGCUGUUGAUCAGCCACAGUUCUUUUAUUUCCGUUUCUUUUUAUGCUUCCACAAUCCUGGAAAAAGGUUUUCUAAAAAGGAUCUUUUCACAGUGCUUGGGUGGAACUCUACCGCAGGCAUGUAAUAUCACAGCUUCUAAUGUUGAUGGGAAAAUCUGAAACAAAUUACUUAUUGUUCAUUAUGGUAUGUCGGAAUUCAAGUUUACGUUUUGCUUUCCUUUUGGAUUUAGCAAUGGACUUUUUUUGUUUUAAAGAUUGUAUUUUAAUAUUUGUAAAAAUAAUAACUUAUGUUUUAACUGUAUAUAAUAUGUUCAUUCAAAUUAAAUAUUAUUUGAGGUGUCGAUUUUA
This is a messenger RNA of Gadus macrocephalus (Pacific cod), 3059 nucleotides long. Its product is annotated as sushi domain-containing protein 6-like. The coding region runs from base 284 to 1786 and encodes 500 amino acids. The record is from RefSeq and is a predicted model, not a curated record. The transcript has 10 exons. NCBI's taxonomy places the organism in Eukaryota, Metazoa, Chordata, Actinopteri, Gadiformes, Gadidae.